AUGGUUGAUUUGUGUCCCGCUUAACUCAAGAUUGCCUGUCUCCUAUUCAUCUGUCAGCUGUUGAAUAUGUCCAGUGAAUCUACAAGUAAUUCUAAUCCUUUUACCGGGGAGGAUGAAUCCCCUGCAAAGAACAUGGCUACUGCAAAGAACAGACAACGAUCUCCCGUACUUCUUAACGAAAAUUUUGCUAACGCUUCAUGUCUUCUUACCUCUUCGCCCUUGCAUUUUGAUUGGCAGUCCAAUCGUUUCUGUGUUAGUGAGAGGGUUAGAAGACUUUUUGCAAAUACGAUGCUAGCGGAUGUUUACUUUAACAUUCACUAUCGGCCUGGUUGUGAUAGUGCGCCUAACCCUUUUAUUCACAAUAAGUACUUUAAGGAUCUAUCUUUCUCAUCAGAGAUUAUGGUUCAACGCAUUCCAGCUCAUAGUUUUAUUCUGGCGAUUAGUUCGGCUGUUUUUGAGGCCAUGUUCUAUGGACCAAUGUCAAUUCAGAAUUCCUCACGCUCUGCACCGGCAGUUUCUGAUGAUCAAUCUGUCACAGAAUCUACUGAACAAACAAUGAUCAAGCAAACUUCUAGACCUCUACUCUCUUCUCCCCUGACUACUAGUCUGUCUUCCUCAUCAGAACAUAUGCAUAUCGACUCUUCGAAAAAUUUAAAUUCCCUGGAGAAGGAAACUCGCAGGCAGCCUCUCGUGUUUAAUCCUUCUUCUAGUCAGAUCAAUCCGAAUAAUCCUAUCGAGGUGCAUGUGGACGAUGUCAGCCCUGUUGCUUUUAUCAAUAUGCUGCGUUUUAUCUACACCGAUGAAAUCCAGAUAGAUGCAAGUAAUGUUUUCCAAACCCUUUAUGUGUCAAAGAAGUAUGCCAUCAAUGGCAUGGAGAACGCCUGUUUCGAAUUCCUCAGCCAAUCAAUAUCUGUGGAAAAUGCCUUUUUGGUUCUGAGUCAUGCCAAUUUCUUCAAUGAGCAGCAACUGGCUCAAAAAUGUUUGGAGGUGAUUGAUAAGAAUACCGCACGUGUGUUUGAUACGGAAGAUUUUCUAACCGCAGAUAAGGAUCUGCUUUUGAAUAUUCUUGAGAGAGAUACGUUGUGCAUCCGCGAAUCUCGUUUAUUUACAUCCAUUCUCAAAUGGGCUAAAGCUGAAUACCUACGAAUCAUUGGGACCGAAAGUGAGAUCUCUAGCCCUAGUUCUACUGAAGCACCUCAGCCCACUACUUCUUCUAUUCAGUCACCCUCAUCCAAUAGUCUUUCACGUUCUAAUAUUACUGCAUCUCAAGCCACCGAGCUGCCAAAUCUUUCGAAUGUUCCACAAGACUCCUUGAGGCAAAUACUUCAGCCUCUUCUACCCCACAUCAGAUUUCCACAGAUGAGUAUCGAAGAAUUUGCCAAUUUGGUUGUACCCUCCGGUGUUUUGUGUAAUGAUAUGGUAGUGAAGAUUUUUCAGUACUUUAUUGCUGCCAAAAACAUCAAACCGGAGUUGCCCUUCGUCAAACGACCACGAUGCUAUCUUCAUGAUGCGGAGGAAGUGGUGCAACGAUUUAUGGUUGUAGAUCAGAGGUGGGAUUAUAGGGGAACUAGUGAUCGUAUUAGAUUCAAAGUCGAUCGCAAAAUUCAUCUGGUUGGUUUCGGUCUUUACGGCAGCAUCCACGGUGAAUGUGAUUAUGAAGCGAGCAUUGAGGUGAGCUCUUGUUUCUUUCUGCUUCUGUUCAUUUCAAUCAAUCAGAAACUCCGAUUUCAUGCCAAAGCAGCAGGUCUUCUAUCUACUGCUUGCUUUGCUUCAAUUGGAUAA
This is a messenger RNA of Rodentolepis nana, 1782 nucleotides long. The record is from the annotation of a GenBank genome assembly. NCBI's taxonomy places the organism in Eukaryota, Metazoa, Platyhelminthes, Cestoda, Cyclophyllidea, Hymenolepididae.